Carlito syrichta (Philippine tarsier) is the source of this 2976-nucleotide messenger RNA. Its product is annotated as echinoderm microtubule-associated protein-like 5. The record is from RefSeq and is a predicted model, not a curated record. The transcript has 21 exons. Gene Ontology annotation, molecular function: microtubule binding. The coding region runs from base 67 to 2781 and encodes 904 amino acids. Lineage: Eukaryota; Metazoa; Chordata; Mammalia; Primates; Tarsiidae.
AGAUGUUGCUGUUUUUCUCCUGAUGGUAAAGCUUUAGCUGUAGGUCUCAAUGAUGGAGGCUUCUUCAUGGCAAAUGCAGAUACUCUAGAGGAUCUGGUGUCGUUUCAUCACAGAAAAGAUACUAUUUCGGAUAUUAGAUUUUCACCUGGUUCUGGGAAGUAUCUUGCUGUAGCAUCCCAUGACAGCUUUGUAGAUAUAUACAACGUAAUGAGUAGUAAACGAGUAGGAAUAUGCAAAGGAGCUACCAGUUACAUAACCCACAUUGACUGGGAUAUUCGAGGAAAGCUUUUACAAGUCAACACUGGUGCUAAAGAACAGUUAUUCUUUGAAGCUCCCAGAGGAAAAAAACAAACCAUCCCCAGCAUGGAGGUAGAAAAAAUUACUUGGGCAUCAUGGACAAGUGUGCUUGGCUUAUGCUGCGAGGGAAUCUGGCCGGUCAUUGGAGAAGUCACAGAUAUCACUGCUUCUUGCCUCACCAGUGACAGAAUGUUCCUAGCUACUGGGGAUGAUUUGGGAUUUGUGAAGUUAUUUAGAUUUCCUACUAAAGGAAAAUUUGGAAAGUUUAAGAGGUAUGUGGCCCAUAGUACACAUGUCACAAAUGUUCGCUGGACUUAUGAUGACAGCAUGUUGGUUACCCUAGGAGGGACGGACAUGUCUCUAAUGGUGUGGACAAAUGAGAUGGAGGGAUAUCGAGAAAAAAGGCUUUGCGAUAGUGAAGAAUCUGACAUUGAUUCUGAAGAAGAUGGCGGCUAUGACAGUGAUGUUACCAGAGAGAACGAAGUCAGUUACACCAUCAGAGCCUUAUCCACAAAUAUUCGUCCAAUGUUUGGAAUCAAGCCUCAUUUGCAACAAAAAGAACCCUCAAUUGAUGAGAGGCCUCCUGUGAGCCGGGCCCCACCACAGCCAGAGAAACUCCAGACAAACAAUGUUGGCAAGAAAAAAAGACCCAUAGAGGACCUGGUGCUGGAGCUUGUUUUUGGUUAUCGAGGGAGAGACUGCAGGAAUAAUGUUCACUAUUUAAAUGAUGGUGAUGACAUCAUUUAUCACACUGCAUCUGUUGGAAUUCUGCACAAUGUUGCUACGGGUUCUCAGAGUUUUUAUCAGGAACAUAAUGAUGAUAUUCUGUGCCUCACUGUAAAUCAGCACCCCAAAUUUAUCAACAUAGUGGCAACUGGCCAAGUAGGUGAUUCAGCAGACAUGUCAGGUACAGCUCCUUCCAUCCAUAUCUGGGACGCAAUGAACAAGCAGACUUUAUCUAUCCUACGAUGCUACCACUCUAAGGGUGUAUGUUCAGUCAGUUUCAGUGCUACUGGCAAGCUGUUGCUGUCUGUGGGACUAGACCCAGAGCAUACUGUUACCAUUUGGAGAUGGCAGGAAGGUGCCAAAAUUGCUAGUAGAGCUGGUCACGAUCAGCGCAUUUUUGUGGCAGAAUUCCGCCCAGAUUCAGAUACGCAGUUUGUUUCUGUGGGAGUGAAACACGUGAAGUUCUGGACCCUGGCGGGGAGGGCUCUGCUCAGCAAGAAAGGGCUGCUGAGUGCCCUGGAGGAUGCCCGGAUGCAGACCAUGCUGGCUGUGGCAUUUGGUGCAAAUAACUUGACGUUUACAGGUACCGUCAGUGGGGAUGUCUGUGUGUGGAAAGAGCACGUAUUGUGCAGGAUCGUGGCGCGUGCUCAUAACGGGCCCGUGUUCGCCAUGUACACCACCCUGCGAGACGGCCUCAUUGUGACAGGGGGCAAGGAAAGGCCGUCAAAAGAAGGAGGAGCAGUUAAACUGUGGGACCAGGAACUGCGACGGUGCCGUGCCUUCAGGCUUGAGACAGGACAAGUCACAGAUUGUGUCCGUUCUGUGUGCAGAGGCAAAGGCAAGAUACUGGUUGGGACAAGGAAUGCGGAGAUCGUUGAAGUUGGAGAGAAGAACGCAGCAUGUAAUAUUCUAGUUAAUGGGCAUUUGGAUGGACCAAUAUGGGGACUAGCAACACAUCCUUCCAGGGACUUUUUCCUUUCUGCUGCAGAAGAUGGGACAGUGAGACUCUGGGACAUUGCUGAUAAAAAGAUGCUGAACAAAGUGAAUCUGGGACACGCUACACGGACUGUGUGUUACAGCCCCGAAGGGGACAUGGUGGCUAUUGGGAUGAAAAAUGGAGAGUUCAUUAUUUUACUUGUGAGCUCUCUAAAAAUAUGGGGCAAGAAGAGAGACAGACGGUGUGCGAUCCAGGACAUCAGAUUUAGUCCAGAUUCCCGGUACCUGGCAGUGGGUUCUAGUGAGAACUCAGUGGAUUUUUAUGACCUAACGUUAGGUCCCACCCUCAACAGAAUCAGCUACUGCAAAGACAUUCCAAGCUUUGUCAUCCAAAUGGACUUCUCUGCAGAUAGCAGAUAUCUCCAGGUCUCCAGUGGCUGCUAUAAACGGCAUGUCUACGAAGUGCCUUCAGGAAAACACCUUUCGGACCAUGCCACUAUUGACAGAAUCACUUGGGCCACGUGGACUAGUAUUUUAGGCGAUGAAGUGAUGGGAAUCUGGUCUCGACACGCUGAGAAAGCUGAUGUCACCUGUGCCUGUGUGUCUCACUCAGGAAUCAGCCUCGUCACGGGAGAUGACUUUGGCAUGGUUAAGUUAUUUGACUUCCCAUGUCCUGAAAGAUUUGCAAAGCACAAAAGGUUUUUGGGCCACUCAUCCCAUGUGACAAAUAUCCGCUUUACCAGUGGUGAUCGCCAUGUUGUCAGUGCUGGAGGUGAUGACUGCAGUUUAUUUGUUUGGAAAUGUGUACAUAUGCCUCACUGAGAGAUGAUGCUGAGAACACACCUGAGUCACAGAGGAGAGAAACCAAAACCAAAUUCUGCAUGGUCAAGUGGUGCUAACCUAAGACUGUAACAGGGAGAGAUGCCCAGAAUCAUCACUGGAGUAGAAGACUGCUCAAUUCCAAAUGUUGGCCAUAUGCACUGGACACACCCUCAACCCAUAGACACUGCCAGAGAA